Salvia splendens (bonfire salvia) is the source of this 1084-nucleotide messenger RNA. RefSeq names its product transcriptional regulator SUPERMAN. The transcript has a single exon. Bases 124 to 786 code for a protein of 220 amino acids. The record is from RefSeq and is a predicted model, not a curated record. NCBI's taxonomy places the organism in Eukaryota, Viridiplantae, Streptophyta, Magnoliopsida, Lamiales, Lamiaceae.
CCCACUACGCCCAUCCCCUUAUUUUAACCAUCCUUCAUCUCGCCAUUACUAUACCAUAUCAUCUUUCUUCCCUUUUAUUUUUCAGCUUUGCAUUUAUUUUCACCUUUAAAUGUUACUUUUCUCAUGGCUCCCUACCUCGGACUCACGUCCCUAACCUCCUCCUUCCCAAAUUCAAACCAACCCCAAGCACAUUUCGCGAUGCGGAGCAACAAUAGCAACAUUCAGGAAUCUCCAGACGACGGCGACGAUUCGUGGGAAGUCCGGGCGUUCGAGGAGGACACGACGGGCAACCUGCUGGGCUGCACGUGGCCGCCGCGCUCCUACACGUGCACAUUCUGCCGGAGGGAGUUCCGCUCCGCCCAAGCCCUCGGCGGCCACAUGAACGUCCACCGCCGUGAUCGUGCCAGGCUGCACGAGGUUCCGCCGCCCCUCGUCCCCUCUCAACCGCCGCGGAUACUUAUCCAAACAGGCCAUGAAUUCGGCGCCGACGGAUUGUGCCUUGUUUACCCUUUACCAAACCCUAAUUCCAUCAUUUUCCCCAAUUUCUCAUCUCCUCUCCAACAUUUCGCCACCAAUACAUUUAAACCCACUGAAACGGCGCCCAGUAGUGUCGUUUCCUCCCUCUGCCACUCCACAAACACGGAAGCAUCUGAAUCAAACAACAUCAACGACAACCACAACAACAACAAUAUUCGAGGUUUGGAUGAAAACACAAAACACUCGGGCGGAGAGGAAGAGCUAGACCUAGAACUCCGACUGGGGCGGAGGCCUCCCCCGCCGCCAUGACGGAACUGAGCUUUUACUUGUAUUCAAUUUUCCAUUUUUUACUUUAUUUUUUUUUUCUCAAGAUUAAAUUUUAUAGAACACCUCGAGUUUUUACGAGUGAGCACUGUUUCAUUGAAUUGAUUGAUUAAUAGUAGAAUUUUAGUUUGGUAAAGUGAGGAAUGAUGAUUUGGAAAGUUUGGAGGAAGGGUUAGGGCAUGAGUGAAAAAAGAAGUUAUUAGAGAGAUAAAAAUUUAUAUACUGCUAGGGUUGGAUUGGCAAUUGAUAAAGGUUGCAGUGCAAUGUCAUUUUCUGACAUUGA